CAUGCUGCUGCUUCUGGGAGCCGUGUGGAGCCAGGGCAGGCAGGGAGCCUACCUUAAACCCACUGUGCCGCCAACCAGACUCUUAACGGCUUGGUCAGUGGUGCUGACCGGAGCUGCCAGGGUCCCUUUUCGAUGGGGCAAACUGGACCCCUGGCAACCAUAAUUUAACCCCUUGGUGCCUGUGGGCAUCACACCCCCAGUGUGCUGCUGGGACUGGAGAAAAUGGGCUAACAAUCCUUGACAGCAUUAAACUGCAUAACCCUCCCCCCCCCCCCCCCCCCCCGGCAGCUUUGGGCUACAAGGUUUAUUGCAUGGUAUUAUCAGUCAGAAAAGAAGGGACUGGCUCCCGCUGUCUUUGCCUUUUGGUGGCCUGGCUCCAGAAUGGGGGGGAAAGAGAAAAAUAAGGGAGACUGAUGCCAUGACCCCAAAAACCCUCACAGCAGCCAUGCUGAAAGUUUGGAUGCCAAAUCUACCAGCAUCCAGGUGAUUGUUAAGGAAGGAGGUCUGAAACUCAUUCAGAUCCAAGAUAAUGGGUGUGGAAUCAGGAAAGAAGAUUUGAAUAUUGUGUGUGAGAGAUUCACUACAAGCAAAUUGCAAAAAUUUGAAGAUCUGGCUAGUAUUUCUACAUACGGGUUUAGGGGAGAGGCAUUGGCUAGCAUAAGUCAUGUUGCCCAUGUUACUGUCACAACUAAAACUGCUGAUGCAAAGUGUGCAUACAGAGCUAGCUAUUGUGAUGGAAAACUGAAAGCGCCUCCCAAACCUUGUGCUGGAAACCAGGGGACUCAGAUCACGGUUGAGGAUCUUUUUUACAAUGUAACUACAAGGAGGAAAGCCUUAAAAAAUCCAAGUGAAGAGUAUGCAAAAAUAUUAGAAGUCGUUGGCAGGUAUGCCAUCCACAACUCAGGUAUCAGUUUUUCAGUUAAAAAGCAAGGUGAUACGGUGGCAGAUGUUAGAACCCUAUCAAAUGCCACAACAGUGGACAAUAUUAGGUCCAUUUUUGGAAAUGCUGUUAGCCGAGAACUGAUAGAAGUGGGCUGUGAAGAUGGAAAGCUGGCCUUUAAAAUGAAAGGCUACAUAACAAAUGCAAAUUAUUCAGUGAAGAAAUGCAUGUUUUUACUCUUCAUAAAUCAUCGACUGGUGGAGUCAACUGCUUUGCGGAAAGCCAUAGAAACUGUAUAUGCUGCUUAUUUGCCGAAAAGUACACAUCCAUUCCUGUACUUAAGCCUGGAAAUAGCCCCUCAGAAUGUAGAUGUGAAUGUGCAUCCUACAAAGCACGAAGUCCAUUUUCUUCAUGAAGACAGUAUCCUAGAGUGUGUGCAGCAACAUAUAGAGAGCAAAUUACUGGGCUCUAACUCUUCAAGGAUGUACUUCACCCAGACUUUGAUCCCAGGAGCUGAAUGCUCUUCCACUGAGGUUGUUAAAUCAGUAGCAAGCUCCUCUUUCACAGCUAAAGGAACAGGUGAUAAAGUCUAUGCCCACCAGAUGGUCCGCACCGAUUCCCGAGACCAGAAGCUGGAUGCUUUCCUUCAGCCUACAAACAAACCCUUGAGUACAGGGCAUACAGCGGUGACCCUAGAUGAUGGUACAGGACUUUCUGAUGGCAGAUCCAGACAGCAGGAUACGGAAAUGGAAGAUCUCAAUGACUUUGAUACAAUGGUUGCUGCACAGGGGGAUUCAGUGAUGACACCAGAGGGGCAGAAGGAAAGUGGAAGGCUGACUCCUGAAACAGUCCCUACUAGAAAGAGACAGUGGACAGGCUCGGAUGUGGAAAUGGAGGAAGAUGAUACUAGAAAGGGAAUGACUGCUGCCUGCACUCCUAAGAGAAGGAUUAUUAACCUAACCAGUGUGUUGACUCUGCAAGAGGAAAUUAGUAGCCAAGCACAUGCAAGUCUUCAGGAGAUGCUACGUGAUCACUCGUUUGUUGGUUGUGUUAGCCCACAGUGGGCCCUGGCACAAUACCAGACAAAGCUGUAUCUUCUCAAUACCACCCAACUCAGCCAAGAACUCUUCUACCAGAUUCUUCUUUAUGACUUUGCAAACUUUGGAGUUCUGAGGUUGUCAGAGCCAGCUCCGCUGUAUGAUCUAGCUAUGCUAGCCUUGGAGAACACUGAAAGUGGCUGGACAGAAGAAGAUGGCCCAAAGGAAGGACUUGCUGAAUACAUUGUCGAGUUUCUAAAAAAGAAGACUGAAAUGCUGAAAGACUAUUUCUCUUUUGAAAUUGAUGAGGAUGGAAACCUUACUGGAUUACCCCUCCUGAUAGACAACUAUGUUCCACCAUUGGAGGGACUACCUAUGUUUAUCCUUCGCUUAGCCACAGAGGUAAACUGGGAUGAAGAAAAAGAAUGUUUUGAAAGCCUCAGUAAAGAAUGUGCCAUGUUUUACUCCAUUAGAAAGCAGUAUAUAGUGGAGGAAUCUGACUUGACUAACCAGCAGAGUGAAGAGCUUGGAUCUGGUUCAACAUCUUGGAAAUGGACUGUGGAACAUGUUAUUUACAAAGCUUUUAGGACCCACCUUUUGCCUCCUAAACACUUCACAGAAGAUGGCAACAUUUUGCAGCUAGCUAAUCUGCCAGACCUGUAUAAAGUUUUUGAGAGGUGUUGAAUACUUCAGUUGGAUGGACUCACUGGUCCAUGGUGUAUCCCAUUGUUUCAUACAAGGGGGAUAAAGCUGGAUGACUAAUGGAAGAAAGGAGUUUGUCAUACUGCCUUACGAAAGAGUAUUUCAGAAGUAAAACGGUCUAUAUUCAA
This is a messenger RNA of Chelonia mydas (Green sea turtle), 2747 nucleotides long. RefSeq names its product mutL homolog 1 (gene MLH1). The transcript is spliced from 19 exons. Gene Ontology annotation, biological process: mismatch repair. Gene Ontology annotation, molecular function: ATP-dependent DNA damage sensor activity; mismatched DNA binding; ATP binding. Gene Ontology annotation, cellular component: MutLalpha complex. NCBI's taxonomy places the organism in Eukaryota, Metazoa, Chordata, Testudines, Cheloniidae. The coding region runs from base 1063 to 2601 and encodes 512 amino acids. The record is from RefSeq and is a predicted model, not a curated record.